Zerene cesonia (dogface butterfly) is the source of this 2115-nucleotide messenger RNA. RefSeq names its product TWiK family of potassium channels protein 9-like. Gene Ontology annotation, cellular component: membrane. The record is from RefSeq and is a predicted model, not a curated record. NCBI's taxonomy places the organism in Eukaryota, Metazoa, Arthropoda, Insecta, Lepidoptera, Pieridae. Gene Ontology annotation, molecular function: potassium ion leak channel activity. The transcript is spliced from 2 exons. Gene Ontology annotation, biological process: stabilization of membrane potential; potassium ion transmembrane transport. Bases 53 to 1585 code for a protein of 510 amino acids.
CAUGGUGAAUGAAUAAUAAUGUCGCAAUACAAAAAUAGAAGAUAGACCAAAAAUGGAUAUGAACCAUGUAGUAUUGGACAAAGAGGCAAUCAACCGUUUCGAGCAGUAUACAUUGGCGAAACCUUUGAACGGGGGCAUCCCUUUGGACAAGUGCCAAGAUGCGGAUUCGAUGGCAUCUAAUAGCAGAAAGAAAGUACAAACUUCCCGGCAGAAAGUAGUUUGUUGCUUUUGUUUCAAAACAACUAAGUAUAGACGGAAACAAUUUAUCGUUGGAUCUAUAACCAAUAGUGUAAUAUUUACAGUUCUGUUGGCGUAUACUUUCUUGGGCUCAUUUAUAUUUUUAGCGAUUGAAGGCGGCGUUGAAGUACCAGCGCGACCUAGACUAUUGCCCGAUAAACAAAAGAUUACACACAAAGAUCACAGUAACGAUAGCAAAAAAGACGCUGAAGAUUAUUAUGAUUACGGAAAUUUAACAUUAUCAGCUAAUUUCUGGGACGCAAGGAGUAGAGCAGUUGAAAAUAUAUGGGAAAUAACAGUAUCUUUAAAUAUAUUGUAUAGAGAAAAUUGGACGCGUCUGGCGGCGCAAGAAAUUCUGAAAUUUCAAAACGAAUUGAUGCAAAGAGUUACAGCUGAAAUGGCGUCUCAAUACGGCGUCAGCUAUAAAGAGAUGGCUUUAGGUGAAUUUGGCGAGGCUGAUAUUAACAAUCAUUAUGAAGAACACGAUUGGAAUUUAGCAUUGGCAUUUUUUUACUCACUGACCGUACUUACUACUAUUGGUUAUGGCAAUAUCGCUCCAAGAACGAUACUCGGAAAGGGGAUCACAAUUCUAUACGCGCUAAUUGGAAUUCCGUUGACACUUGUAUAUCUUUCAAGCGUCGGCUCGUUACUCUCUAAAAUGGCUAGAAGCGUUUUCAGUAGAGCAUUGUGUUGUUGUCUUUGCUCAAACUGCGGUUAUUGUUGCUACGACGAACGAAGAAUGGCCGAAAAAGAAAGGCGCAUGAAACUGAAGAGACAGCAAGAAGAAAAUCUUAACAGUCAAAACACGAGUAAAACACCCACUGAGGAAUGCUACGCGUUAAAAGCUGAUAGUCAGAAAGAUUCAUCCUUAUCUGAAAGGCCAACAACGAGUACAGCCAAGGAUGACAUUAUUAGUUGGCCUGAUACAGAUUCUAAGCUAUCCAUGCGUGGGCUUAGCAUACUUGCUCCAGUUUUAUUAUGCUUAACGGCAAUUUUUAUCUAUAUUUCGUUAGGAGCUAUCGUGUUAUUUAAUCUAGAUGAUAUGAGUUUAAUAGAUGGUUUUUAUUUCUGCUUUAUGGCCCUCAGCACAAUAGGUUUCGGUAACAUUAUUCCUGGUACAAGUUAUACUACGAUUAAUGGUGUUAGAUACUAUACAAUUAAUUCAACUGUUUUAUGGUUUUGCUCUGUAUAUACGUUGACGGGACUUGCAUUGACCGCAAUGUGCUUUGGUGUUAUUCAUGAUGAAAUUAUUUAUAGGAUAAAGCACCAACAGAAGGAGUGGUCGCAAAAAAGUAAUACAGUGAACGAUGAGGUCAACAUGACUGACCCGUUUUACAUGAGUUCCUGACAUAUGUUUAAUAAAGGACGUUCCGAAAACCUGUACAGUAUUAUGGAAGAUAGUUCUACUGUAGAACGUAAUAGGAUAGAAAUUGACAAUAGAGAAGUAGUUCUUAGUGUAGAUGAUAUAUCAUUAGCGGUAGAUACUGACGUGGACUUUCCUCCGCCACCGCCAGAGGAAGAAAUUGUCGCCAUUGUUACAAAGAAGGAACCUAAAGGUGGUUUUGGAAAUAUGGUAGCUUAUAACGUCUUACCUGAAAUGCUCGAACAUAUUAAUACAUAAUCGUCUUGUAUUUAUUUUGGAAAAUUCAUAAUUUGUUUACUGGCUGUGAUUGUACCUUCUCAUUGUUUCAACUUUAGUUCAUUAAGAAAUAUAUCAUUAAAAUCUCUCGAAUUUACUUUCCCAGUAUAUUUUAAGAAUAAAAAAUGUAAAUUGUAAUUAAAUGUAAAUAUUGUAAUUAUUACGAUGUUUAACAUCUUUUUAAUUAUCUUAAUGUCAAAUGUUAAUAUCAGAGUACUUAUAAGUAAUUUUUAUGUGAA